CUCAUUUCAGCACAGUUUCGAAAAAUGUUUGCCAAAUUUUGGCUAAAAUAGAACCGGCGAGGACCGAGAGCCUACUUAGCUUGCACUCUAUCCAAAGCAGCCUUCACUGGCUAUACAAUCAGCUCCUCGAUCCUUCUCGCUAGAGGCCAGUCUCUCCCUUGCACCAUUCCUGCCGGCCCCAAGGAUCUUGGCAGGGCCAUGGCGCCCGCGGAGGAGCCCACCGCCGCCACGCUAGCGCCGCCGCCGCCUCACUUCGUUAUCGUCCCCCUCGUGGCGCAGGGCCACACCAUCCCCAUGGUCGACCUCGCCCGCCUCCUCGCCGAGCGCGGCGCGCGCGCGAGCCUAGUCACGACGCCGGUGAACAGCGCCCGGCUGCGCGGCGUCGCAGACCAGGCCGCGCGCGCCAAGCUCGCGCUCGAGGUCAUCGAGCUCCCGUUCCCGGCGGGCGUCGACGGCCUGCCGCCGGGCAUCGAGAACGUCGACCAGGUCACGGACAACAACCACUUCAUCCCCCUGUUCGACGCCCUGCAGAGGCUCGCCGGGCCGCUCGAGGCCUACCUGCGGGGACUGGCGGCGCGCCCAAGCUGCAUCGUCGCCGACUGGUGCAACGGGUGGACGGCCGGCGUGGCCAGAAGCCUCGGCAUCCCUCGGCUCUUCUUCCACGGGCCGUCCUGCUUUUACUCGCUCUGCGACCUCAACUCCGUUGAUCACGGGCUGCACGAGCAGACCGCGGCGGCGGGCGACCAGGAGAAGUUCGUCGUGCCGGGGAUGCCGGUGCACGUUGAGGUGACCAAGGCCACGGCGCCGGGCUUCUUGAACUCGCCCGGGUGGGAGGCACUCUGGGUCGAGUGCGUCGAGGCCAUGCGCACGGCCGACGGCGCGGUGGUGAACACGUUCCUGGACCUCGAGGACCAGUUCGUGGCGUGCUACGAGGCGGCGCUCGGCAAGCCCGUGUGGACGCUCGGGCCGUUCUGCCUCGCCAACAAGGACGCCGAGGCGAUGGCGUCGCGCGGGAACAAGACCGACGCCGUCCAGCAGAGCGCGGUCACCGCGUGGCUCGACACCAAGGACACGGACUCCGUCGUCUACGUCAGCUUCGGCAGCCUCGUGAGAAAGCUCCCCAAGCUGCUGUUCGAGGUCGGCCACGGCCUCGAGGACUCCGGCAAGCCGUUCCUCUGGGUGGUGAAGGAGCCCGAGGUGGCCGCGCCGGAGGUGCGGGAGUGGCUGGAGGCCCUCGAGGCGCGCACGGCGGGGCGCGGCCUCGUGGUGCGCGGGUGGGUGCCGCAGCUCGCCAUGCUGUCGCACCGCGCCGUCGGCGGGUUCGUCACCCACUGCGGCUGGAACUCGCUGCUGGAGUCCAUCGCGCACGGCGUGCCGGUGGUGACGUGGCCGCACUUCGCCGACCAGUUCCUGAACGAGCGGCUGGUCGUGGACGUGCUCGGCGUGGGCGUGCCGAUCGGCGCGACGGCGCCGGUGAUGAUUUUCGACGACGAGAACAUGCCGGUGGGUCGCGAGGACGUCGUGCGGGCAGUGUCGGCACUGAUGGGCGGAGGGGCGGAGGCCGACGAGAGGAGGAGGAAGGCCAAGGAGUACGGGGAGAAAGCUCACAGGGCCAUGGAGAAAGGAGGGUCCUCGUACGAGAACCUGACGCAGCUCAUCGAAAGCUUCAGGCAACGUGGUGGCAAGGAAGGCUAAGCUGGAAACUGUGCAUGGGGUGCGUUGAAAGAACAAAAGAAGCUUGCAAUCUUCUGUGCUAUCAACGUUCUGCCCUUUAACUCUGUGUGAUUUGUGUGUCCAUUGUUCUCAUUUUUCUCUCAACCGUUUUCCUGCUUCAACUGUAGUAGUAUCUAAUGGUGUUGCUGUGUAGUAACUACUGUAGUAUUGUACAGUGUGCACCAUGUUCAUUUCCUGUGGAGUUAUUGUUUCAUAAAAGAACAGUGAAUCUGUUCAUUUCAAUGGAGACCAAUAUUUGCACUGGCA
Panicum hallii is the source of this 1980-nucleotide messenger RNA. RefSeq names its product UDP-glycosyltransferase 73C3-like. Lineage: Eukaryota; Viridiplantae; Streptophyta; Magnoliopsida; Poales; Poaceae. The coding region runs from base 199 to 1695 and encodes 498 amino acids. The transcript has a single exon. The record is from RefSeq and is a predicted model, not a curated record. Gene Ontology annotation, molecular function: UDP-glycosyltransferase activity.